GCUGAGCCAACAGUGGCCCAGGUGACCAAGAAGGCCAACAGCAUCCAGGCUUGGAUCAGAAACAGCAUGGCCAGCAGGAGCAGGGCAGGGAUCGUCUGCCUGGACUCGACAUUGUCCUGAUGCCACGUUCCCAUAUGCAGUGUAUGGCUACUGAGGAACUGCAAGGCAGCAGUGUGAGGGGAUGUCCCAUGAGUUGGACGGGCAAGUGCAGCUGCAGGGCCCAACCAGGUUCCGAAGAGCUUUCUUCUGCUGUCCUGUCAUCAUGCUGUGUGUCUUCAUGUGAUAGUCUGUAAAACCAGGAUCCUUUGGGAAUUGUUAGCACUUUGAGAUACAACAAUGGUGGUGCAUAUGCUGCUCAGGUGGAUUCUAAAAGGAUUUAUUCUGUCUUUUCUGCUCAAAACUGCUCUACCCCUGAACCCAGAUGAUCCGAAUGUUUGUAGUCAUUGGGAAAGCUACGCUGUGACAGUACAGGAAUCUUACGCUCACCCAUUUGAUCAGAUCUAUUAUACAAGAUGUACUGACAUACUGAACUGGUUCAAGUGCACUCGACACAGAAUAAGUUAUAAAACAGCAUAUCGAAGAGGACUAAGAACGAUGUAUCGGCGAAGAUCUCAGUGCUGCCCUGGAUAUUAUGAAAGCGGAGACUACUGUAUACCGCUCUGCACAGAGGAGUGUGUGCAUGGAAGGUGUGUCUCUCCUGACACGUGUCACUGCGAACCAGGAUGGGGAGGUACUGACUGCUCUAGUGGAAGGGCCACCUCUGAAGGGCUGGGGGAGCACAGCACCGCACCGGCAGAGACUAGUGGGAACAGCAACAACAACAGUUGCGAUAGCGAUCACUGGGGACCCCACUGCAGCAACCGCUGCCAGUGCCAGAACGAAGCGCUCUGCAACCCCAUCACGGGCGCCUGCGUCUGCGCGGAUGGGUACCGAGGCUGGCGCUGCGAAGAGCUCUGUGACCCUGGGAGCUACGGCAAGGGCUGCCAGUUUAAAUGCCAAUGUCACAACGGAGCUACCUGCGACCAUAAAACAGGAGAAUGUCACUGCGCUCCUGGAUACACAGGGGUAUUUUGCGAGGAGCGCUGUCCCCCAGGCAGUCACGGAGCUCAGUGUGAAUUGCGAUGCCCUUGCCAGAACGGUGGAGUCUGCCAUCACAUCACUGGAGAGUGCUCCUGUCCUUCUGGAUGGACGGGGCUGGUGUGUGCACAGCCGUGUCCUCCUGGAACAUUCGGGAUUAACUGCAGCCAGGAAUGCCCAUGCCACAAUGGAGGACACUGUGAUCCUGUGACAGGGAAAUGCAUCUGUUCAGCUGGCUAUAUAGGAGACAGGUGUCAAGAAGAGUGUCCUAUCGGGACAUAUGGCUUUCAGUGCACACAAAGAUGUGACUGCCAAAAUGGUGCAAAGUGUUAUCAUGUGAAUGGAGCGUGUAUGUGUGACCCUGGAUUUAAAGGGAUUUAUUGCCAAGAAAGAAUGUGUCCCGAAGGGUUUUAUGGCCUCAAAUGCAACAAGAGGUGUCCUUGCAACACUACCAACACUCUCAGCUGUCAUCCCUUGUCUGGAGAAUGUAGCUGCAAAGCGGGCUGGGCUGGACUCUACUGCAAUGAAACCUGUCCCCUUGGAUACUACGGCGAAGGCUGCCAGCUGACCUGCCCUUGCCAGAACGGUGCAGAUUGUGACAGCAUCACAGGGAAGUGUACGUGUGCACCGGGAUAUAUGGGAGAUGACUGCACCAUUACCUGCAUGGCAGGAACCUACGGAACCAAUUGCUCAUCAGUUUGUAAUUGCAGAAAUGAUGGUGCAUGUUCCCCUGUGGAUGGUCUGUGCUAUUGCAAAGAAGGAUGGCAAGGAGUGGAUUGCUCUAUUCCAUGUUCAAGCGGAAGCUGGGGUCUUAACUGUAACCAGACAUGUUAUUGCACAAACGGAGCAGCCUGCAGGCCAGCUGACGGCUUUUGUCUCUGCUCCCCUGGUUGGCAAGGGGAAUACUGUGACCAGCCAUGUCCUGAUGGAACAUAUGGUCUUAAUUGCAGUGAACGCUGUGACUGUAGCCAUGCAGAUGGGUGCGAUCCUAUCACCGGUUACUGCUGCUGUCUCGCAGGCUGGACAGGCAUCCACUGUGACAAUACAUGCACCCAGGGCCGCUGGGGACCAAACUGCUCCAUCUCCUGCAACUGUGAGAACGGGGGAUCCUGCUCGCCAGAGGAUGGCACCUGUGACUGUGCACCAGGAUACAGAGGACCCUUGUGCCAGAGAAUUUGUCCCCCCGGCUUUUACGGACACCACUGCAGUCAGCCAUGCCCUCAGUGUGUGCACAGCAAUGGGCCUUGUCACCACGUGUCAGGACAUUGCGACUGCUUGCCUGGAUUCUUUGGUGCUCUCUGCAACCAAGUCUGUCCCAGUGGAAAAUACGGGAAGGACUGUGCUGAGGAGUGUCAGUGCACCGAGAAUGGGACCUGCAAUCCGAUCGAUGGAUCUUGUCAGUGUUUUCCAGGCUGGAUAGGGACAGACUGCUCUCAGACUUGUCCCACGGGUUUUUGGGGCCCUGAUUGUUUUCAUUCAUGCAACUGCCACAACGGAGCAAUGUGCAGCCCUUACGACGGAGAAUGCCGAUGCACUCAUGGUUGGACGGGGCUCUACUGCACUCAGCGUUGCCCGGCUGCUUUUUAUGGAAAAAACUGUGCCAAUGUUUGUCAGUGUCAGAACGGGGCGGACUGUGACCACAUCACUGGGCAGUGCACGUGCAGGACUGGAUUUACAGGCAAACAAUGUGAGCAAAAAUGCUCACCAGGAACGUUUGGUUAUGGUUGCAAACAACUAUGUGAAUGCAUGAAUAAUGCUACAUGCGACCACGUCACAGGUACCUGCAAUUGCAGUCCAGGCUUCAAAGGAAUCCGAUGUGAUCAAGCGGCUCUUAUGAUGGAAGAAUUAAACCCCUAUACUAAAAUUAGCCCUGCUCUUGGAUCAGAGAGACACUCAGUGGGAGCAAUCAUUGGAAUUAUUAUUCUCCUUCUAAUUAUUAUGGUCUUGCUGGCACUGUUUGUGUGGUAUCGACGGAAGCAGAAGGAGAAGGGCCACGACAUGCCAAGUGUAUCUUACACUCCAGCCAUGAGGAUGACUAAUACAGAUUACUCACUUUCUGAUAUAUCUCAAGGUAGCGGCAGUGUACAUUGUUUUUCCAAUCCAAGCUACCACACUCUCUCAUGUGGUGUGACUUCACGCUUCUUUACAAGUAAUCUGGAUGGAAACAGCUCCAGUAAGCUCAGUAACAAAAUCCUUGACAGAGAAACUGCAGACUGGAGACCCUACAGCUAUCUGAAUGAACUAGGUGCUUGUGGGAUGGAUAGACGUCAGAACACAUACAUAAUGGAAAAAAGCUUCAAAGAUUAUAUGAAAGAAUCUGUGUGCAGCUCCAGCACUUGUUCCCUGAACAGCAGUGAAAACCCAUACGCUACCAUUAAAGACCCCCCCAUUUUAACAUGCAAACACUCCGAGAGCAGCUACGUGGAAAUGAAAUCGCCUAGUCACAGGGAGUCCUCAUAUUCAGAAAUGCCAACUUCAGCGAUGGCAAAUAAAAACAUCUACGAAGUUGAGCCCACUGUCAGCGUGGUCCAAGAUGCCCGCGGUCGGAGUGCCAGUUACCUCCACAAUCCAUACGACCUGCCUAGGAACAGUCACAUUCCUAGUCACUACGACCUCCUCCCAGUAAGGCACAGCCCGACACACGGGCCAUCUUGGGACAAGCAGUCUUAAAGGGAUGGACUUCCCUGGUGCACUGUGCUGCAAACACGAACUUUAAGGAAGCAAAAGAGAAGACAAUCUUUUUCUGCCCUGCAAGAUGCUGACGGGACUUCAGACUGUCUUACGCAAGGACGUAACACAACAUCAGCUUGGGCCAGCUGCUGCUGCAUGAUGUUAUUUAUAAAGACAUUUUUAUAUGGUUAACGGGAACUAACGGGAACCUCUUCCACAUGUGACUGGAGUACAUUGCCCCAGGAAGGUGCCUACAUGCUCCAGGCAAAAGCUCUCCAUGGCGUGUUGUCUAACCCAGGCUUUGCUGUAAGAUAAAACACAAAACUAUGCUAUGUAGAAGGACUUAGAGAUGUACAUUUCUACCAGCUGCAUCAAGAAACCUUUUACUGUUAGGAACAAGGUGACUAGGAAUACGCUGGAAUGUAUUUCACAUCUUUAUCACAGAGAUGGACAUUUUUCUGAACAGAAGCAGGGAAACUUGUCAUUUCACUGUCUGGAAACCCUCAUUUACUGCCAUCACCAUGUGCAACCUGUUCAGAUCAUGGUAAUUAGCACAGAGAUAUUCAUCUUUAUGUUGAGUACCAGGGUAUUUGAGUAGAGGAAUAGUAACACAGACACAUUCUGUGCCGUUUUUAAAUCUUAACAUCUUGGCAGAUUUCCACCAAUCUUUGCUAAUGACUUGAGUUUCAACAAUGAGUCUCAUACCCAGCUUACCAUACUUUUAACAAGCUAAAAUACUUGGAUUGGCAGAGAUAGGCUUUACUUUUCCUUCUACAGCUUCAAUUUUGUUGGAUAAACCCACCAGAUUUGUCAGGCGGUGUAAACUGAUGCCCCUUCACUUGCUGCCCUGGGAUGCUGCCGGUUUGCACAGCCGAACCCUGGUUUGGUUUCCUUUCCUAAAGCCAAGGCACAUCGACUUCUCUAGACCAUCUUUACAAACUCAUCACGACUCACUCAACAGCAUGCCGUUCACCACACCCUUUAAUUUGAUGUGCAUUACCAUGUAGUGCAACUUUAUCCAUUGAUGAUUCUAUCUGAAAUGUCAUUAAAUUGAGCUGAAACUGGGUUUUCUUUUUCAGCAGCAUUUUCUGAAGUACUUAUCAAGGGGUUGUCCCCUGGGAAAGUUUUGGACUAAGCCACCAUGUUGUUUAUUUUUUUUUUGUAAUCUUUAUUGACCUAGAAAGUAGAAUACUUGCUGUUAAGCAGUUCCUUGUAGAUUUUGAGCAUGAAAUAGUAUUGAUUCUAGUAUGUAAUUUUAUUAGGCAGAUGUGGAAGUAGCAAGUUGAUUGCCUCUUAAAUAUAAAAUAAUCUGUUGCACAUUCACCAGUCUGAUGGAAGUGGAGAAGAACAAAACCAGCACCCAUCAGUUUGCUCGAAGCAUGGUCGCUCGCAUAACCUGCUCGUCUAGGGGACUGGUAAGAGGAGCCUUCCAGCUCAAGGGAGUGGCUUGAUCCUGGCUCUGAGUCCGACCAAGCAUCGGAUCACUUGGAGCACCCUGGUGGGGCCCAGCUCGUGCCUUGCAGAUUGAAGCUCUCAGCAUGGGAGCACUGAGCCGCUGGCAGCCUGCCUGGCACCCUGUGCUCACUGCCGCAACCCCCUGGAAUCAGAGCCCUGGCGACAUGCUGCUGGAGGAGCUGGGAUCAUGCCAGGUGGUCAGGAUGGCUCUGAACCCCUCUGUGUAAACCCAGAGACAGCCAAGCUGAGAUGCUCCAGGCUUCCAGAGCAACAGAUUUUCAUUUUGCAGGAUAACACAUAAAUAGUUACACGAAUGCUGCAUGUGUGCAUGGGGGCAAUGACCGAUCAGCAAUAGUCAUUUUAUUUUCCAGGAAAGCCUUAGUUGAGCUGUAAGUAGACAAUUAUUUCAUAGGGCCAGUAGAAAUCUAUUUUAUGUACAUGAAUAGAAAGACUUACCUCAACAGACAUCAAGAGAAGGGCAGUUGGAUAAGGAACACUAUUGUUCAAGACCCACCUUGACACAGAGCACAAGCAGUCUCAGCUGCCAGCCUGACCGAUGUUUGUGUGUGUUGCUGUGAAGUUUGCGAUGAGACUCCAGAGAGCAGAGGUGUGCUCAAGUGGUUUUUUUUUUUUUUCAAAACUGGAUUUUCAAACCAAACACAAGGAUGUGCUUCAAGCUUAAGAGGAAAAAAACAAACCCAACAACAACAAAAAAAAGUUCCUUCUUGUAUAUUCGCAUUAGCUUAGCAAAUAGACACCACAAUGGCAAUACUUUUUUAAGGCAAGACAGAUUUGUAAUAUAUUUGUUCACUGUGCAGAGGUAUUCUACCUUGUACAAAAUAAAUGGAAUUUCUCUCAGUGUGUAUUUCUCAAACAUACUCAUUUGCAGACUAACCUCCCAGCCCAUGUUCAGGUCCAUGUACUCCAGGCGCUGGGGCUGGGCACAAAGGGGCUCACUCAUCAACGAAAAAAAUCCCCAGGCGUCAGGCUAACAGGCCAACAGGCCAGAAGUUGCAAGAUUUCUCAGAAAACACAAAGUUGCAAUCCAGACUGUGAUUUGGAGUUAACUUCAAGGAACACCCAGCUUCAAAACCAAAUGUAGCUGGCACUGCAGGGAUCUCUCACAAUUCCUUAGCAGUUUCACCUUGGCUGGUCUGAGCGAGAGCCCCGGGUGAUGGACAAACCCAGCCCGAUAAGCUACACGCCCAUAGGGAGCAGCGCGGGGCAAGCGCCAACACCAGGCCUCUCUCUGCUUUUCAUGUGAUGCAUUGCAGUGCGCACCGUGACAGCUCUUGGUGAUGCCAGCGGGUGGCUGUGCCUUCAGGUGGGCACCGGAGGAUACAGGCCAGCACCACUUCCCUGCUGCACUCAGUAGCAAUGAGAGUGGGUCUCAGCGGGUUUGACAAAACUCCCAGGGAGCCUCAUCAGUAAAUCACAAGCACAGAUUUGCAACAGAAACCAUCAGAAUUAGUGCCUCCCAGGCACCGCUGUGGACUGCUAUGUGUUGAAGCUUUUUCAAUAUUUGUGCUUUCUAUUUCUAAAAAUCUUGUUCACUAAAGCCCAGCGUGUAAUCUUCUUAGUUGACAAGGCACACUCAAUAAGCUAUUUAAGUACGGAAAUUCAUCAGGUUUGAACUGAUAGCGUAAGUAAUUCUAGCUUAAUAAAAACAUCUUUAAAUCAGAAUGAUUCCAUGUCCUUUCUGCUGAAGAGUCAGAAUCGCAGUUCCCAUCAAACACAAGAACCACCGGUCCUUACUGAAGAGCUUCAUAAAUGUUCAGGCUGGGACUUUCAAAUAUGUAAAUGAUAGCAGAAGCUUUUGGCAAGUAGAGCCAAUUGUGCAGAGUUAUACAGAGUUCCCAGAAACUCAGAAAGCUCGUUCCAGGGCCCAAAAGCAGUGUCUGUUAUAACCAGUUGUCUUCACUUAGCAGAGAAGACUUCAGUCCAGAAGUAACACCAACUACAGAGAAGAGUGAAAAAUCAGCAGCUGAACAGGAACACCACGCCCCAGGUCAGUGUUCAGACGGAAUAAAGCGCUUUGGGAGAAGCAGUGCGAGACAGUGUGAAGUACCUUGUUCCAGGAGCGUCACCCACCCAAGGCCAGCCAGGUUCACUGCGACAGCUGAGUCAGGGAAAAGCCGUACAAAGCCACAGAACAAAAGGCAGAGGCUUGAAUAGGUAAGAAGUUACAGCUCUUGUACAUGCACCAUUUGGUUUUGCUUUACACAUCAGCAGCUUCUGAAAGCUUUACCAACUAUUGCAUGAAAAUUGUACAUUCUAUGAUACAGCAGUUCCUAAGUACAAAACCAGUUUUCGGACAGCGUUUCUAGUGCCUGCUUUAUGAUUAACUUUAAAAGUUCUGGUGGGAAGAUAAAUAUGAGAGUUCUUACUUUGUCUACUAGCAUACGCAGCCAUCCCACAGCUGCUCAGGACUUUGUUGUGAGCUGAAGGAUGAAGCUCGUGCACACACACAAACGCGGGACAAGGCAGAGGUAGCCUCAGCCUCUGCUGGCGGUUUGGGCUCCUGCAGAUUUCAUUGCAUUUGUAUUCAACUGCAAAAGGAAGCAUCUCACAUAAACCCAUGGGAAAUCCAAACCUGAUGUGACGGCUGACAUGAGCUGUGCCUGCUUACAUGAAUUGGGAAAGGAAGCAAAGUGAAAAUCAUCCUCCAUCCUGACUUAGUUAAUUCCAAACUAUGGAAUUGCCCAUGUCCCCAGAGCCACCAGCGCUGCAUCACAGCAGGCAGCUGCCCAAGCACAGAAGCAAUCCAGCUUCUGCGCACACCACUCCUUCCACAGUGUGCCAAAGGGAAAUCAAAAAGUUUACAUCACUUGCUGGAGAAGGUGGCAGUUUGCUGUCCCACAAUCUUUUGUCACUGGUGGCAAUGUGGGGAAAAAAAACAGGUUUGUAAAAGCCAGUCAGAUUUGACCAGAUAGAACCCACAGAAUCACAGCAGCCCCAAAAAUCUGCAGGCCUGGUCUGAGUGAAAAAGGCAACUGUGUUACAUGAGCCCAUCAGUUCAUUUCCUAAGGUACUUCCACUACAGCGCCUUCUCACAGCCUGUUCCAAGAAGCUUACCAGCUCCAGUAUAUAAAAACCUUCAGGUCAAAUCCCAGUU
Messenger RNA from Cuculus canorus (common cuckoo), 8317 nucleotides. It is a transcript of the gene MEGF11, whose product is annotated as multiple EGF like domains 11. Gene Ontology annotation, cellular component: membrane. Lineage: Eukaryota; Metazoa; Chordata; Aves; Cuculiformes; Cuculidae. The record is from RefSeq and is a predicted model, not a curated record. Bases 337 to 3747 code for a protein of 1136 amino acids. Gene Ontology annotation, molecular function: protein binding. The transcript is spliced from 28 exons.